Molecule: messenger RNA, 1338 nt
Organism: Gaeumannomyces tritici R3-111a-1
Lineage: Eukaryota; Fungi; Ascomycota; Sordariomycetes; Magnaporthales; Magnaporthaceae
Exons: 3
Coding region: 1-1338 (445 amino acids)
Source: RefSeq, a predicted model, not a curated record
AUGGAGACGGGACCUGACGCGCGGCAGCCUUGGCGAGGCUGCGCGCCGUCAGGUGCUGCGAGCGCCUGCGCCACCGCGUCCGCAGCCUGUGCAUCUCCCCGUGGAGUCCCCCGCCACGAGGACGACCGCGACGGCAAGCCCCCCACGGCCAGGCCGCACGACUUGACGCGCGGCGCCGACGGCGGCAAGCCUGGCCAGAUCCCGCCUCGCGCGGCAGGAGCAGCAGCUCAAACGGGAGCCGCCGCAGCACGAGCGGUGGCUGCACCCCCACCGACGCCGUCGCCAUCGUGCUCGCGGUCGCUGCCGCGACGGCCAACCCGGACGACAGGGCCUGUGCGGUCCCUGUCCAUCACCUUCCGCCUCUGCCCCAUCAGGGGGCGCGAUGCUCCCCACCCCCAGCGGACAUGCGCCGCGCCGCCGGGUGCCUGGCCGGCGGCCUGCGCGCGCUCAAGAUCAAGUUGUUGGACGACUGAUGUCGUCAGCGGGAGGGCCGAAAAGGAGCAGCAGCAGCAGCAACAGCAGCAGCAACAGCAGCAGUCCUCCCAACUUACCAUCCGCCACGUGGCCGUCGGAACGCCCAUGGCCUGGCGCAGCCUCCCGCCAGCUGGCCUUACACCCCGAGAGCGUCCCGCCUCCUCGACGGCGCCGACGCGCCCGCCGACCUACUCGAGCGGCUCCUCGCGCGGCUCGACGGCGCGCGCGUCUACCGAGCCCGAGUUUCAAGCAACGCGUACCUCCGCCCGGCAACCGCCGCCGCCGCCGCCCAGUCGGAGGGCGGGAAGCGGCAGAGCCCUGUGGGGUGCCCGUCCUGCCGUCCGUCCGUCCGUCCGCGCGCGGUUCCUCCCAACCUCGACCGCCUUCACGCUCCUCUCGUGCGGCGACUACCGGGUCCGCGCGCCGCCGGCGCCUGUGGCUCUGCCCGCCGUGCGGGAGCUCGCGGCGGCAUUUCCUGCCGCAGGAGCAAGGGGCUCGAUCGGCGCUGCGUUGGCGCCCUGGUGGUCCCGGACGACAGGCACGGCGGCGGGACGCUGCAGUUCAGGUCCGUCUACGACUACGGGGGGCAUAGUGCGCGGUGCCGACAGGGCCGAUAAGGACGGCGAUUGGUUGGCCAGGUUGGCCGGGUUCCACGACUGGGGCGUGCGGUACGAGCGGCGGACGGACGAGGGCAUGGCCCGCGUGCUGGACGGCAUCGCGCACGGCGUGUAUUCGACCGAGACCGAGGUCCCGACGCCACGUGUUACGUGGGCAGGGACAAGGUCGACCAGGCCAAGAUGCAGGCGAUUGCCAACAGAUGCCCGGGAUUGCACUGGCAACAGUGUCAAGAGCGACUCCCCUUGA